This is a messenger RNA of Aspergillus versicolor CBS 583.65, 1005 nucleotides long. Its product is annotated as MCP1 family protein. Gene Ontology annotation, biological process: mitochondrion organization; lipid homeostasis. Gene Ontology annotation, cellular component: mitochondrial outer membrane. Bases 1 to 1005 code for a protein of 334 amino acids. The record is from RefSeq and is a predicted model, not a curated record. Lineage: Eukaryota; Fungi; Ascomycota; Eurotiomycetes; Eurotiales; Aspergillaceae. The transcript is spliced from 2 exons.
AUGGAAUCCUCCAGGAAAAAGAGCUUACCGAUGCAGGAAGACAUCGACACGAAAUCAAUUUUGUCUAUGGAAGAAUUGGACCCUUCGCCGGUGGGCGAGAGCUUUCCUGAUAAUACAUCCUCCGGAGCUUGUACCCCUAGGUAUGAACCUCCUUUUGCGUCACAAAAAUUCAGAUGGUCACCACUCGGUCUUCGGGGCCAGAGUUGGGAUUCCUGGUUGUCUGCACUCCAAAAAUACUCGACAUACCCGCCUACUUUAUUCGCGGCGCUACAUUUUGCCAACACCUCGCUCAUACCUCUAGCGACUCAGUCGCUUCCCGAAAGCGAUAACUAUCUCCUUCUUACACGGCCAAUUUACCAGUCCCCGUCAUUUGAGCAUAUACUCCUGACCAUUCCUGUUCUAACCCAUAUCGUAUCGGGAAUCGCUCUACGGAAUAUACGUUCCUCCCGUCGCGCGCGGCUUUAUGGUGCUGAGACGAGAGACCAGCGAUACGCGCUCAGUUUCUGGCCUCGGAUGAGUUUGCAAGCGCGUCUGGGAUAUGCAUUUACCCCACUGCUCGCUACCCAUGUUCUCGUUAAUCGCGUCACGCCAAUUAUGGUCGAUGGAGGGAGUUCAAGCAUUGGCUUAAGUUUUGUCGCACAUGGAGUUGCAAGAAGCCGAGUUUUCUGGGUAACGUACUAUCAUAUUUUUGUUGCCGUGGGAGUAUACCACAUCCUUGGUGGUUUGGCGUCUUGGAUGGGCUGGAGAAUUACCACUGCCCGGAAAGCUCGGGGUAGCAAGAAGGGCCCACUAGAAGUUCACUUGGGACAUGUAGAAAGUGAGCAGCACUCGAAAAGACGGAGGAGAAUGUGGUGGAACUUCAACAAAGUUGCUGCAAUGGGUGUAUGUGUCUGGCUCGCUGGCGCCCUUUGGGUUGUUGGGAAUGGUGGAGAGAGCUCUGGCUGGGAGUCCAAAGGCUGGAAUGAGAUAUAUAGCCAAGUACCUAUUAUUGGAAGUUGGCUAUAA